AUGGGUGUGUGUGUUGUGUGUGUGGGUUGUGUGUGUGUGUGUGUGUGGUGUGUGUGUGUGUGUGUGUGUGUGGUGUGUGUGUGUCUGUGUGUGUGUGUGUUGUGUGUGUGUCUGUGUGUGUGUGUUGUGUGUGUGUGUUGUGUGUGUGUGUGUGUGUUGUUGUGUGUGUGUGUUGUGUGUGUGUUGUGUGUGUGGUUGGUGUGGUGUGUGUUUGUGUGUGUGUGGUGUGUGUGUGGUGUGUGUGGUGUGUGGUGUGUGUGUGUGUGGUGUCCUCCAGCUGCUGUUCUACUCGGUGGUGAAGACUCUGUACACUCUGGGCCACAGUCUGUCCCUCAUCGCUCUCAUCACCUCUACACUCAUUCUCUGUCUGUUCAGGUAACACACACACAGAGACACACACACGCACGCACACAUACACACACACACAGACAAAGAGAGGCACACACACAUGCUUUGUGAAAGGAGUAGUGUUUUGGCAAAUUGUGUGCUUUGCUGUUUUUAAUAUGGGGGAUUAUCAAGGACCUUUCUGGAUGUUUAUAUUUCCCAUAAUUCACUUAUAGACACCGUUUAUAAACAUUCUUAUCAUGACCUCAUGUCUCAUGUGUGAGUGUGUGUGUGAGUGUGUGGGUGAGUGUGCUUGUGUGUGUGUGUGUGUGUGUGUGUGUGUUUGCGUGCGUGCGUGCGCGCGUGCGUGUGCGUGUGUGUGUGUGUAGGAGGCUCCACUGCACGAGGAACUACAUCCAUGUCAACCUGUUUGUGUCGUUCAUCUUGCGAGCUGUGGCCGUGCUGGUUAAAGACUCUGUUAUCUUCUCCCAUAAUGAAAACACUGACUGUAGCACGCAGCCCUCACUGGUGAGAUUCACACUGUAUAUUGCAAAAUGUAUGCCAACGUCUGUUUCCAAGGACUGUAAAAGUGUGAAAGUGUUACUACAGUAGUAAAAUGUGUUAUUUGUAGUUGGGCUGUGAAGUCAAUCUGACGUUGUUUAACUAACAUGGCUAACUACUCUGUGUGUGCUUGUGUGUGUGUGUGUGUGUAUUAGGUGGGCUGUAAGGUCAGUUUGGUGAUGUUUAACUAUUUCAUCAUGGCUAACUUCUUCUGGCUGCUGGUGGAGGGUCUCUACCUACACACACUCCUCCUCGUCACCUACGCAUACACACACCUCGCUGUCUACCUCACCAUCGGCUGGGGUAAGAACACACACCACACACACUUUGUAACCAUGGCCAUGAGCCAACGUUUUUUUCCCCCAGUAUAAUAAAUGAAAUAUGUAUAAAGUAUAAACACUGUUAUAAUGUCCUCUCUCUCUCGCUACUCUCCUUUGUCCAAAGUCUCUUCCUGGACUAGUUGUUAGUACUUCAUCCUUCAGCCUCUGACAGAAACCAUCCAUUGUGUUAAUGUUCCCAGUGUUUAGCUGGUUAUGGUUGAGUAUUAUGGAGUGUGUCUAUGGUGUUUAGUUUAUAGGCUGCUAUUUAGUGGAAGUCUCAAAGUAGUCUGGUUUCCUCUCUCUAUCUCACUUACUCAUCGAGGUCUAUGCUCUCUCUCUCUCUCCUCUCUCUCUCUCUCUCUCUCUCUCUCUCUUCUCUCUCUCGCUGCUCUCUCUUCUUCUCUCUCUCUCUCUAUCUCUCUCUCUCUCUCUCUCUCGCUUCUCUCUCUCUCUUCUAUCUCUCUCUAUCUCUCUCCUUCUCUCUCUUCUCCUCUCUCUCUCUCUCUCUCUCUCUCUCUCAGGGUUACCCUCAGUAUUUCUUGUGGUCUGGGUCUUCUGUAGGAUCUAUCUGGAAGACACCGGGUGAGUCUGCUCUGACAUCAUUAACAUGAGCCUGACCCUCUCACCGUCUCACUAGUCAACCGGGGACUUAUCAAUGUGUGGGUGUGGGUGUGCGUGUGCGUGUGUGUGUGUGUGUGUGUGUGUAGGUGCUGGGAGAGGAAUGACAUCCCCACCCCUAGGAGGGUGAUCGACUGGCCCAUAAUGGCAUCUGUGAUAGUGAGUAUCAGUAGAGCCGUCAUGGCAUCCCUGUAUCAGCAAGCCCUUUGAGUCACUGAACAAACUAGGAGAAACAGAAUUGGGCUGCUGUCUCAAUUCACGCUUAUUCUAAUGUCUAUUGUCUCGUUUCUUGUUGUCCCUGUCAGAUCAACUUUGUUAUUUUCAUCAGUAUCAUCCGUAUUCUAGUCCAGAAACUACGCUGCUCUGACGUGGGAGGGAACGACCAAUCACAAUACAGGUACUCUCUCAACAACCAAUCACAAUACAGGUAUCACCAACUGAUCAAAUGUUUUAAUUAAGCUUAUUUAAACCAGGAAGUUCCAUUGAUACCUCUUUUUCAAGGGAGACCUAGCAAAGAAGGCAGCUCCAGUAUAAAACACAGUGAAUUAUACACUCCAGAAACAAUCUGAGCACUACCACAACAUACACUCAUCGGCAUAGAUUAUUAGGGACACCCCUUUGCUACCAGAACAGCCUGAAUUCUUUGGAGCAUGGAUUUUGCAAGUCGAAACAUUCCACAGUGAUGUUGGUCCAUGCUGACGCGAUGGCAUCACGCAGUUGCUGCAGAUUGGACGUACACCACCGCCACCAGCCUGUACAGUUGACACCAGGCAGGAUGGGUCCAUGGACUCAUGCGGCUUACGCCAAAUCGUUGGACCAGGCAAUGUUUUUCCACUCAGCAAUUGUCCAGUGUUGGUGAUCGCGUUCCCACUGGAGCCGCUUCUUCUUGUUUUUAGCUAAUAGGAGUGGAACCCGGUGUGGUCGUCUGCUGCAAUAGCCCAUUUGUGACAAGGAUCGACGAGUUGUGCGUUCCGAGAUGCCGUUCUGCACAACACUGUUGUACUGCGCCAUUAUUUGUCUGUUUGUGGCCAGUCUGUUAGCUUGCACGAUUCUUGCAAUUCUCCUUCGACCUCUCUCGUCAAUAAGCAGUUUUUCGCCCACAGGACUGCUGCUAGACACCCUAGACACUGUCGUGCGUGAAAAGCCCAGAAGGGCAGCCAUUUCUGAGAUACUGGAUCUGGCAUGCCUGGCACCGCCGAUCACACCACGCUCAAAGUCACUUAUGUCACUCGUUUUUGCCCAUUCUAACGUUCAAUCGAACAGUAACUGAAUGCCUCGAUGCCUGUCUGCCUGCUUUAUAUAGCCAGCCACGGCACAUUACUUACUGUCUGUAGGAGCGAUCCAUUUUCGUGAACUGGUGUUGUAACUAAUAAACUGGCCAGUGAGUGUAUAUAUAUACACUCUCUCACACACACCUGUGUGUUGCAGGCGUCUGGCUAAGUCUACCCUGCUGUUGAUUCCUCUCUUUGGAGUCAACUACAUGGUGUUUGUCUACCUGGUGGAGACAGAGAGCGACAGGAUGGAGGAAUACAAGAUUCUCUUUGACCUGGUACUGGGGUCCUUCCAGGUAUAACACUACCUUAACCCCUAAUCUUUAGCCUUACCCCCCUAACCCUAACCCUAUCCAGUUUAACCCAGGUCUAGGAUCUAUAUAUGUGUCACGUCGUGUUGUGAUUAGUAUAUGACAUGUAUAGUGUGUAUAGAAGCUGUUGAUGUUGCCGUAUGCUGUGUGUUCUCUAGGGUCUGGUGGUAGCCAUCCUCUACUGCUUCCUCAACACUGAGGUCAGUCAGCUGAAUGUACUAUUACAUUUAACCUCAAAAUGUUCUCUGUAACCAUACUCUCUAAGACUGUGUGUGUGUGUGUGUGUGUGUGUGUGUGUGUGUGUGUGUGUGUGUGUGUGUGUGUGUGUGUGUGUGUGUGUGUGUGUGUGUGUGUGUGGUGUGUGUGUGUGUGUGUGUGUGUGUGUGUAUAUGUGCAGGUCCAAGGGGAGCUGAAGUUGAAGUGGAGGAGGGUGUCGUUGAAGCGCUACAUGUGGAGGGACUACCGUCUACACAGGGCGUCAAUCAGCCAUAACGGGACUGAUAACUAUACCCACUUCCUGCGGAACUCCAGAGCCCAAUCCAUCCUGCAGACAGAGACCACCUCACUGUGACACGAAAGUAGUUCCAGCUGUGUGACCCCGGACUUGGAUCUAACUCUUUCUUUGACCCGGAAGUAGAUCUGGGUUCAAUCAACCAGUCAAUCAAACAAUACAAUUUGAGGUGAAACUGAAAAGAGGAACAUUUCUAACAGAUAUAGAGAUAUUUCAAGACAGAGAUAUUUGCUUGUUAUAUAAACUGAUUAACUUUUACCAUAGUGCCAGGAGAGGCUGGAUGUUUCAUUCCAUACUGUGGAACUCUUGAGGAGCUGUCAAUACUGCCACAAUGUGUUUGUGUGCGAGCAAGUUUGCGUGUGCGUGUGUGUUUGUGAGUUUGCGUGUGAAUGUGUGUUUGUGUGUUUGUGUGUGUGUGUGU
Molecule: messenger RNA, 4337 nt
Organism: Coregonus sp. 'balchen'
Lineage: Eukaryota; Metazoa; Chordata; Actinopteri; Salmoniformes; Salmonidae
Source: the annotation of a GenBank genome assembly